This is a messenger RNA of Cornus florida, 890 nucleotides long. Its product is annotated as GDSL esterase/lipase At1g29670-like. Gene Ontology annotation, molecular function: hydrolase activity, acting on ester bonds. Bases 6 to 890 code for a protein of 294 amino acids. The transcript has 4 exons. The record is from RefSeq and is a predicted model, not a curated record. Lineage: Eukaryota; Viridiplantae; Streptophyta; Magnoliopsida; Cornales; Cornaceae.
CAUUAAUGGCUUGUAAGCUAAAGAUAUGGUUUAUGGUGUUAUGUAUAGCGUUAAUGGUGGCCAAUUUGGGACCAUUGGUUCGCGCUGAACCACAAGUCCCAUGUUACUUCGUUUUCGGAGACUCAUUAUUCGACAAUGGCAACAACAAUGACAUUGAAGUUGAUGCCAAAGUCAAUUACUAUCCAUAUGGGAUGGAUUUUUCUGAUGGUCCUACUGGUAGAUUCUCCAAUGGUCGAAAUAUGCCAGACGUUGUUGCUGAACGUCUAGGGUUUGACAUCCAUGACAUUCCGCCUUUCGCAAAAACAAAAGACAGAGAUGUACUCAAAGGUGUAAAUUAUGCGUCCGGCGGAGCUGGAAUUCGUAAUGAGACUGGACAACACCAGGGCCAUUCGAUUUGCUUGAGUAAGCAACUACAAAAUCACCAAGUGACAAUGGAAAAGAUCGCCACUUCGUUAGGAAGUAAAGAAAAGGCUGCUCAGCAUCUAAUGAAGUGCAUGUAUAGUGUUGGAAUUGGUAGUAACGAUUACAUUAACAAUUACUUAUUGCCAAAGUUCUACUCAACUAACCGAGAAUAUACUCCGGAGCAAUAUGCAACAAUCCUUAUGAAACAAUACGACCAGCACCUUAGGACUCUGCACAACUAUGGAGCUAGAAAGAUAGCACUGUUCGGAGUUGCUCUCGUAGGUUGCAUCCCACAAAUGAAAGCUCUGAAUCCCAAUGUUAGAACUCCAUGCGUUGAUUCAAUCAAUCAUUACGUCAAACUUUUCAACGAAGGGCUUAAAUCGCUUGUUGAUCAACUCAAUCAAAACCUAACUGAUGCAAAAUUUAUCUACGUAAACACGGUUGGAAUUUCCUCAAUUGAAUUUCCAAUUAUUGGUGGUGGUGAGUAA